GUGACGAAAGCCAGCUGGAACUGAAACUUUGCAGAGAAACGCAACUUUGCAAGAUAGGAUAGGAUAGGAAGAAUUGUUUUCUUUUCGGCAAAUGUCAUUCAAUUAAAUUAUGGCUAAUUCAGAAACUAGAAAUGAAAAUGCACUGGAAUUACUCCUGGCUAAAGCUACCAAUCCCCUCCAUGAUGAGCCUGAUCCAGAUAUUGUAAAUGAUUUUUGUACUGCAAUAGACAACGAACAGAAUGGUCCUCAAACUGCUCUUAGAUUAUUGGCCCAUAAAAUUCAGUCACCCAUUGAAAAAGAAUCUCUCAUGGCCUUAUCGGUACUGCAGGAAAGUGUACGUAAAUGUGGAACCCACUAUAGAGCUGAAAUCGGGAAAUUCAGAUUUCUGAAUGAAAUGAUUAAAGUUGUUUCUCCGAAAUAUUUAGGUAAUCGUGCAUCAUCUAAAGUGAAAAGAAAAAUAGUGGAAAUAAUGUACCUCUGGAGCUUAGAGUUAAAGAAUGAAUCAAAGAUAUCAGAAGCGUAUCAGAUGCUCAAGAAACAAGGUGUUGUCAUUGAAGAUCCUGUAUAUUUGUUAGAUAAUUACACUCCAUCUGUCAUUCCUCCACCUCCUCGUUCAGCAAAUUCCAUUUUUGAGGACGAAGAGAAAGCUCAGCAAUUACAAAGAUUGCUACGAAGUAAAAAUGCUGAAGAUCUUCAAGCUGCUAAUAGACUUAUUAAGAGCAUGGUGAAAGAGGCUGAUCAUCGAAUGGAAGUUAUGGCGAAAAGAUCAACUGAAUUGGAGACUGUACACAACAAUGCUUCAGUUUUAUCAGAUAUGUUAGAUCAUUACAGACCAGGUGAAACGUCUGAUGAAGAAAAAGAUUUAAUGAAAGAAUUAUUUGAGAGCUGUGAAAGAUUGCGACCUAAGCUCUUUCGACUGGCAGGAGAGUUAGACGAGAAGGAUGAAGGUCUCGGUGAUAUAUUGAAAGCUAAUGAUGAGCUAACAGUUGUGAUAAAUAAUUAUAAAAAAUUAAUGUGCCUAUCCACAGAAAAUGGAAAGCCUGAUAAAAAAGAAGCUUCCUUGUUGGACCUUGGUACGCAGUCUCAGUGUUCAUCUGCCGUACCCCCUGCUAAUUCGUUAUUAGACGAUCAACUUUUAGCUUUAGGUUUGAUGGACGAUGAUAAAGUAGAUGUUCUAACUUCCAACAAUUCUUUAUCUGGUUCCUCAAAUACAAGCUCAUCUGUAGCAUACAAAUCAUCGUUGGCGGAUUUAGAUACGAUAUUUUCCAGUAGCCUCGAAGCAGGGGAACCAAAUGUCUCUCUUCAGCCUGUGAUUAGAAAUACAAAUAAUUCCAUCACCUCAUCAGUCUCACCUAUAACUGUGCCAUCCUCACAAGAUUCAAUACCAGGAUCUAAAGGUUUAGAAGAAUUAGAGGAGAUCUCAAAAUCUCUUCUCAAGAAGAGCAUGCCUUCUUCUGUGAAAUAUGAUUUCCCUAGCAGUACUCCACAAAAAGUUCCAUUGAGCCAGCUAAUGCAACAGCAGAAAGCUCAGCCUAAAAAUGACAUUCCAAUUUCCACUUUAGACAAAAGUAACUUCUUAUCGAGUUCACCUUUAACAGCUGACAAAGUAUCCCCAUCUUGCAGUCCAUCUCAUAUUCUCUCUCUGAAAGAUAUCUUUGUUCCCCUGGAAACUAUUCAGCCAGGUUUUUGUAUUAAAAAAUCUAUGCUUUUUAAUUAUCUUUUUUUUAAUUUGUUUUUUAGCAGUACUCCCCAAAAAGUUCCAUUGAGCCAGCUAAUGCAACAGCAGAAAGCUCAGCCUAAAAAUGACAUUCCAAUUUCCACUUUAGACAAAAGUAACUUCUUAUCGAGUUCACCUUUAACAGCUGACAAAGUAUCCCCAUCUUGCAGUCCAUCUCAUAUUCUCUCUCUGAAAGAUAUCUUUGUUCCCCUGGAAACUAUUCAGCCAGGUUUUUCUAUGAAAAUUAAAUUGCAGCCUCCAUCUGCCACAGACUUGCCUCCAUACAAUCCAAUUCUGCCACCUGCUACAAUAACCCAAGUGAUGUUGCUUGCAAAUCCUCAAAAUGAAACAGUUCGUCUCAAAUACAAAGUGAACUAUUUACUAAAUGAGAAGGAAUUGACAGAUUCAGGAGAAGUAGAUAAUUUAUUUGCUCCACGGUGACAAAUAAACUACAAGUGAUAUUUAUAAACAAAUGUAGUAGUGAAUUAUUUAAAAUUGGAAGAUGGCAAUUUUCCUGUUCUAAGCUCUUUCUUACCUUUCAGAAAUUUAUUUAUUUAUCGAUAAAUGCCCCUAAUUUCCAUAAAUUGUAUUAUCUUUUUUAAAUAUUUUUUUAAAACUGUCUAUUUAAAAUGCAUUUCUUUAAUGUUUUUUAGUGAACUUUAAAUGUAUGUUAAAUAUUUUGAAUUUUUAUUUCGUGCAUGUAAUUGGUUAUAUUUUUUUAGUGAUUUAGAAAUUUAUCUCAAGAUAAUUUAUAUUGCUAUAAGAUAAAUUAUAUUUCCUAUAAGAUAAAUUAUAUUGCAAGGGCUAUGGCAUUAAAGAUGUGUAUAAUGAUUGUAAAAAGCUGUAUCUUUUAAGAAUAUAUUUGCAUUUAUUAGUCAACGUGAAUUUCUACAAAUCUUUUGAUUGAAAGAUGUUAAAAAUUUUUUAAAUGUAUUAUACAUAUCUAAUAAUUUUAUUGACUCUAUUAAGCACCCAAAAAAAUUUGUAUUUAUGUUUAAGAAUAUUCCAUUCCCUUAUUCCAUAUUUUAGAAUAAACAAGUAAUUAAUCAAGCUUAUAAUGCUAUGUUUACUUUAUUGUUUUUGAAAUUGUGCUAAUAAUGUGCAUGGAAAAUUACCGUAAUUUUGCAAAGAUACGCUGACCUGGAAUAUGCGCUUCACCUGUAAAAUAUGACUAAAAAGAAAAAGUUUUUAAUCAGAAACACCGCACAAAAAUUUUAUUUAUGAUAGAUUGCAGAGUUAAGGCAUCUGUUUCAAAUAGCAAGUUAUAAUUAUUAAAUAUAUGAUAAAUUUAUAUAUGCCAUCCUACUUGAAAUCAGAAAUUAUGUAUUUCGAUAAUUAUCAGCAUAACUUUUCAAAUUGUAACAUGUACAAUUGUGCACAAUUUAAAUGCCACACAAUCGCAAACGUGUUACAUUAAUAAAUACCCAUUUAAAAGACUCAAAUUUUAUGUAAAUCAAGUGAUUGAAAACCUGAACAUACUAAAGAUCAGUUAUCAAAAUACAAUAAAUUUAUGAAAAGAAUCUUAUUAGGCUUAAAAUUGUACCAUGUAGAGCAAUCGCAUGUCAUCACUUUAUCGUAAUUUGAUUUGAAAUACCGAAAUAUUAUUAAAUAGAUAAAAAUCCUUACAAUAAUUCAGAAAAAUAUUAAUAGUAAUUAAAUAAAAUUAAUCUUUUUUUGCGCAAAAUUGUACUACUCAAAACAAUCAUAAUUAUUUUUACUGAUUUUAAAUUUCUAAAAUUUUAACCUUUCAAAUGAUAAUUAGCUAAAAACCUUUAAAAUAAUUUUUAAAAAAUAUGUAUUAAAAUCGUUAUGUGUAUUGUUUUGCGCAAAAUUAAAGCCUAAAAUGAUUAUGAUGAAAGCAUUAUUUAUUUAUAAUAUCUCAGUUAUAAAUAAAUUAAAUGAUUAAAUAGCUAGAAAUUGUUAAAAUAAACAUUAAAUAUAGAAUAAAUACAGCAGUUAAAGCAUUCCACUUUUGUCCACAUGCUCAUCAUAUUGCAUCAUUUUACUCAUAGAUCUCUAAAUUUCGUAUGUUGUAUUUCCGAGUCUCGGAAAGGUAUGAUAAAAAUACGAGUAAAAAUAAUGAUGUUGACCUUCAGCUGAAAGUGGGAGUAAACUUGACCAUCAAGAUGAUCAUUUAAAGAAUAGCUUCCAUAUUUUUCUUUCACUUUUUUCUUUACACCUGCAGCAGAAGAAAGAAGGGGGGGGGAUUGUGCUUCCAUCGAUCCUCCUAAGAGACUAUUCGCGGGGUGAUUGCGGGAAGAGAAUUAAUUAGUCAAUGACUUCUUUAGCUGUAAGGGGGAGCAUCUGUUGCGCUAUUGUUACAUUCUUGCAAUUUGUUUUUACCUGCAUUGUUAAUUCUUUAAAUUAUAAUUGAUCAUAAAUUAUAAAAAUAGAUUGAGAAGAAUAGAUUAAUAUUUCGGAAAAUCAAUUCAACAAAAUAGAAUUUUCAAACUCUAGUAGGAAAAAAAAACACCCGACAGGCUGCCCUAUUAGAUACGCCGCACAUACUGAAAUGUAAUGUUUUAAAUCUUAACGCCACAGCGUAUCUCCUUGAAAUUACGGUAAUAUAUAUGUUUAAAAAAGCAACAUAUAUUUCUUUUUGCUGUCUUUAAACUAGGUAGUCUGUAAUGAAAAAUAAAGUUUUGCAAGGUUUUCGUUGUUUUUAAAACUGGUUUUCAUUAAAAGUCAAACAGUAAAAUUUUCAAGCAUGAUUUGACACUAGCCAUUAUGCUAGUUAAUUACUUAUUUUAAUUUUUUUCUACAUCUGGAAACAUGAUAAACCUCUUUUUUUUAAUUUGAUUUAAGAAAAAAAAAUCUUAGAAAUUUCAUUUGAUAAUCUUCUAAGGGCGAUUUUCAUUAUACGAAAUGACACUGACAAAACAGUCUCAACUGUUGUCUAAUGGUAUUGGGUUUUGUCAUAGCAUGUACACUUUUACAACAAUACAAAGUAUUUAUAAUGUCUACAAUAUAUUAGUAGGAAGGACAUAUUAGAUGAAAAAUCACUUAUCUUUCUUUGCAUUUUUUUGACACUUUGUCUGAUAUUUUUUUCUUAGGAAAGUGGUACAUGUUUGUUUAUUCAUUUGCAAGUUAUUUUAUAUGUAUGAGUAACAGCAAACAAUUGCAAAAAACAGGGUGCAUAGCGUUUUUAAAAAGUGCUUAAAGGUGCUUAUUUUUGAUUUGCAUUUUUUGAAAACCCUUAAAGGUGCCUGAUUUAUUCGGAGUUUGUUAAAAGUGAUUAAUUUUCUAUCUUUUAAAAAUAGAGUUUUCUUUGCCGUGUUUAUUGUCGUUCUAAAUUUUUCACAGUUUUCUCUGCAAUAUUUAUCAGAAACUAGUUAUUUUAUCAUGAUUAUGUGAAGUUUAUGCAAAUGUUUUUGAAUUUUAUUGGUUUUAUGUUCGAAAAUUAAGAACUUGAAACGAUAGAAAGAGAUAAUUUUUAUUACUGCACGGAUCCUAAUUAUGAUUUUUUUUUUUGGAAUGUGAUUAAAAAUAUUUUACUGCUUAAAAGGUGCUUAUUUUUAAUUGAAAAAUCUGGCUACGCGCCCUGAAGAAAUCUCAAUAAUCCAUUGAUUCGGUUAAAAUUGUUUUGUCUCUGAGUUUGAGGAGUGUCAUACCAUAUAAUGAAAAAACACCCUGAAGUAAUCAUUUACUAGUCAUGUUAGCUACACAGGCUCUCAAAAAUUAAGGUACUUAGCCAUAUUAUUGAGAACAGCAUUCUUCCUUACUGUAGAAUAACCUGAAAAUGUUUUAUGUCAAAAUUGUUAUAAUAUUUGAACUGGUUAAAUAACUUUUUUUUAAUUGCUUCAUAAUUUGUGCAAACCUUAUCAUUGUUGAAAUAUUUAGUAACUUGCUAUAAUUAUUUUUAUGCUAUAACGAAUUAAAAGUUAAUAUUUUUUAUGCGUGUAAAAUUUAUUAGGUGUGUCAUAUAUGUGAAAGAUAAACUAUGGUUGGAUUUGAUUU
Molecule: messenger RNA, 5674 nt
Organism: Parasteatoda tepidariorum (common house spider)
Lineage: Eukaryota; Metazoa; Arthropoda; Arachnida; Araneae; Theridiidae
Source: RefSeq, a predicted model, not a curated record